CAACAACUCGGUGCUGUCAAUUUGAGUGAAGGAAAAUUUUCUGAUGCAACAUCAUCAAAUCGUAAUUGCGGAAGUUUUUCGUGAAAUAUUGAAAAUUUCAGGAGUUUUAAGUGCAACCGAGUGAAAUUCUGGACGCGUUAUCAUGGCGGAAGAUGAUGCGAUAUUCGACCCUUCCUUGAUGAAGAAAAAGAAAAAGAAGAAGACUCCCUUUGAUUUGGAAGGUACGACUGGCGAGGAGAGUGGUGAUCUAGCUACAAAUGUCACUAGCGAUGCGGCAGCCGCGGAAGAAAAUGCUGCUGGAAACGGAGCCGAUGCAACCGGAGACUUGAAGGACAAUUUGGAGUUUGAAAGUUUCGGAAUUAAGAAAAGGAAGAAGAAGAAGCCAUUCUUCAAUCUGGAUGAAUUGGACAAUGCGCUGCCGGUCUUGGAAGCUGGUACUGAUGGUGAGAAGGAAAGCAAGGAAGGUCGUUUGGAUGAGGGAGAUGGCGGUGUGUUCGGUGCUGGUGAUGAUGGACUGGAUGAUGAUGAUAUGAAGAUCGAUUUUAGCAUGAAGAAGAAAAAGAAAAAGAAGAAGGAUCUGACGGAGUUGAUGGAGGCGGAGGAGUUAGCCCGAGAAGAGGAAAAAGAAAAUGGCCUUACGGAUAACGACGGAUGUGAUACGGAAUUUGUGGAUGAGCACAGCACGACGUGGGCUGGUUCGGAUCGUGAUUACACGUAUGACGAGCUGCUACAGCGUGUCUUCGAGAUCAUUCUGGACAAAAAUCCCGACAUGGCUGGUGGACGAAAACCCAAAUUUGUGAUGCGGCCUCCUCAAGUUCUACGUGUCGGAACGAAAAAGACUUCCUUCGCAAACUUUACAGAAAUUUGCAGAACCCUGCACAGACAACCGAAGCAUUUAUUGGAUUUUCUUUUGGCCGAACUGGGUACCAGUGGUUCGGUGGAUGGUAACUCGCAGCUGAUCAUAAAAGGUAGAUUCCAACCGAAACAAAUAGAAAACGUUUUGCGGCGGUACAUCAAGGAGUACGUGACAUGUCAUACCUGCCGUUCGCCAGAAACCAUCCUCCAAAAAGACACUCGUCUGUUUUUCCUGCAGUGCGAAACGUGCGGGUCACGCUGUUCUGUGGCCAGUAUUAAGUCUGGUUUCCAGGCCGUUACCAGCAAACGUGCGGCCAUUCGCGCAAAAACGGCCUAGAAUGGCGCUUCCUUACGUCACGUUCAGUUUUUUUGUUUACCGGUUCCAUGUUAUGUGAAAAAACUUACAACAGUCUCAAGAGAUAAACGCUAUGGAAAUUUAGUAAGCACUGAAUAGAUAAAAGUUUGGUAUCAUUACCAUGUGGAAUAUUCUUUAUUAAUAAACGCUACGUUCUUCAGUGGCACAUGUGUGUAGGAACUUCAAAAUUUUAUAAAUUUCCACCCGACAUAAUAAAAUGCACUAACCUAAUUGUA
Topomyia yanbarensis is the source of this 1446-nucleotide messenger RNA. It is a transcript of the gene eIF2beta, whose product is annotated as eukaryotic translation initiation factor 2 subunit 2. The coding region runs from base 143 to 1192 and encodes 349 amino acids. Gene Ontology annotation, biological process: formation of cytoplasmic translation initiation complex; formation of translation preinitiation complex; translational initiation. The transcript has 4 exons. The record is from RefSeq and is a predicted model, not a curated record. Gene Ontology annotation, molecular function: mRNA binding; translation initiation factor activity; translation initiation factor binding. Lineage: Eukaryota; Metazoa; Arthropoda; Insecta; Diptera; Culicidae. Gene Ontology annotation, cellular component: eukaryotic translation initiation factor 2 complex.